Messenger RNA from Acanthocheilonema viteae, 669 nucleotides. NCBI's taxonomy places the organism in Eukaryota, Metazoa, Nematoda, Chromadorea, Rhabditida, Onchocercidae. The record is from the annotation of a GenBank genome assembly.
AUGGCGGACACGGAUUUUAAAGGGUUCUCCAUACAUCGAGUCAUGGAAGCUGAUUUUGAUGAUGCUAAAAAAUUUUUGCUGGCCGAUUUCUUAUACAAUGAACCGCUGAAUAGGUCAGUGAAUCUGACUGCUGAAGAUGCGGAUGAGCUGUUUAAUGAUCUGGUAAAUCGCGGGAUUUCCUCUUCAUUAUCAUAUGUACUACGAACACCUGAUGGCAAAAUUGUUGCACUUAGGUUGUCUGCAAUACUGGAUCGACCGGAGGAAAAGCAUCAAAGUCAGCAUAGCGAAGUAUCAAUUUGUAAUGAAGGUGCAACAAGUGAUAAUAACAAUAGGACAACAACGGAACCAAAGAGAUACCUUCCGAGGGCGCAAAUUGUCGAGGAUAUUCUUCUAGAACUGGAAAGCAAGGCUUUGCACAAAGAUUACACUAGACUUGGAUUUGCCAAAAAAUUGCUUUGUCAUAAGUUGGAUGAGGCCAAACAACUGGGUUGUCAGGGUUGUAUUGCACAAGCAUCCGCAUUUAAAUCACAAUUGCUAUUCAAAAAAAUUGGCUACGAGAAGAUUCAUGAGGUGAAGCACGUCGAUUGGCUUGAUGACAGAGGACAACAGAUCUUCCACUGUGAUGACGGCACCGAUCACAUACAGCUUGUUUUUAAACCACUGCAGUAA